Pieris macdunnoughi is the source of this 897-nucleotide messenger RNA. The record is from the annotation of a GenBank genome assembly. NCBI's taxonomy places the organism in Eukaryota, Metazoa, Arthropoda, Insecta, Lepidoptera, Pieridae.
AUGUUACCAAUUAAUCUAAACCAAGUUAACAGUGACGAAUUUAAACAGUUUAUUGAUUCCUUUGACCAUGUUUUUUCGGAUUGUGAUGGAGUAAUAUGGAAUAAGGACCCAUUGCCAGGAUCCGGGGAUUUCUUUAAUUUAAUGAAAAAGAUCGGCAAAACUGUACAUUUUGUCUCAAAUAACAGUUUACGAAGUAAAGAAAACUAUGAGAAACAGUUUCAAAACGCUGGUAUAGAAAAUGGAUAUGAAAAGCUCACAAUUCCCUCAACAGCAAUAGCGGAAUAUUUAAAAUCAGUUAAUUUCAACAAAGUCGCGUAUUGUGUGUCAUGCACGGAAACAAUCUCAGUUUUGACAUCACAUGGCUUCAAAUGUAAAGCGGGGCCAGAGCAGAUUUCGGAUUUCUAUGGUGAUUUCCUUCAGUACAUCGACGAUGACGAAGAUGUAGGUGCAGUUGUGUUUGACAGUGACUUCAAAGUGAACCUGCCAAAACUGUACAAAGCUAUCACUUACCUGCAGAGAUCGGACGUUAUCUUCCUGAGCGGCGCCACUGACAAAUACAUACCUUUGACGCCUGAUCGAUUAACAUUAGGUACAGGCAUUUUUACACAAAUAGUAUGUGAAGAGUCAAAACGUUUGCCAAUACAGUUGGGCAAGCCUGGUCGGGACUUCGGCGAAUUCGCAAUGAAACGAGCGAAUGUCACCGAGCCCAGUCGAGUACUUUUUAUUGGAGAUAUGAUUGAACAAGACAUUGUCCUUGGCAAGAAUGUAGGCUUCAUAACUCUCCUGGUUUUGACACAUAGAACAAAAGAAGAAAUGCAGUCACAUACUAUCAAGCCAGAUUUCUUUGCAGAUUCCUUGGGAAGCUUGAUACCUCAACUUGAAAAGGCUUUAAAUUAA